Helianthus annuus (common sunflower) is the source of this 378-nucleotide messenger RNA. RefSeq lists its product as uncharacterized. Lineage: Eukaryota; Viridiplantae; Streptophyta; Magnoliopsida; Asterales; Asteraceae. The record is from RefSeq and is a predicted model, not a curated record. Bases 1 to 378 code for a protein of 125 amino acids. The transcript has a single exon.
AUGACAACCACAGUGGGUAGCAGUGGUCAGGGGGUAGUGGUGGAAGGCGGGUGGCAGCGGCGACAGGUGGUGGUAGUUAGCGUAGAAAACGGUGGUGGGUGGCGGCGGUGGUGGGCAGCGGUGGUCGGUGGUGGUGGCAGGCGGUGGCCGAGGUCGGUGGUGGCGGUGGCCGAUGGUGGCGCCGAUGUUCGGUGGCGGAGAGUGACAAAGGCGGUGGGUGGCGGUGGCUGGUGGAGCGACGCGGGGUGGCGGUUGUUGGCGGUAGGUGUUAGUGGUGGUGGCGGUGGUCGGCAUGGCGCCGGUGCUCGGUGGCGGAGGGUGACGACGGGGGUGGUCGGGCUGCGACCCGGGAUAGCGGUUGUCGGCGGCGGGUGUUAG